AUGGCAAUAAAAUUGCAUAGUCCAGUUGUCCGAAUGCUGUACGAUAAACAUGAGCAUACUGAAGAACAUAGAAAUUCAAACCACGAAUUCGUAUGGUAUGAUAUUCGACCAAAUCUUCUCUCAAAUCGUACUUUGAGUCUGUUUGUCCAGGCCCAUCAGGACGAAGAAACAACGGGAUUUCUUCAAACCUGCUUUGAUAAAUCCGAUUGGCUUUUCACUCAGCUUUAUCACUCUAUAUCUCGAUCGAUUUUAACAUGGUUUAUGACUGCUACUUCGUGCAACGGGCUUCUUAAUCGUGGAUCAAUGUUUGUUUACUCAAGCGAACUUUUUCGGAAAUUGAUCAACGUCGAUCAAGAUUUUAAGGCAGAAAGGCUAUUGGAUUUAGCAAAUAAUUGUGAAUUAUUGGCUGUUUUCUCCUUCAGGGUACUUGAAAUUGAUGAUUGGGACAAGACCCUUCCAGUAGUGCCUUCAAAAACGAAGAUCACUCAGGCAGAUGUGGAAUCGCCGAAGGCCCAAUACGAUGUGGUGGCUUGUCUUAACCUCCUAGAUCGAUGCGCUGAACCGCUUACACUUCUGCGGCGAAUGCGAGCAGUUCUUAAGCCCGAAAGUGGUCGAUUGGUCAUCGCAUUGGUCUUGCCACUCUCGCAGUACGUCGAAACCACACCAAAUAAUGAGCCCUUAGAAUUCCUUGAAGUUGGCGAGAGUCGAGCUUGGGAAGUUCAAUUUGACAAUUUCAUUACCAAUGUCCUUGUACCCGCCGGACUCGAACUAGUUCGAUGGACUCGCGUACCUUACCUCUGCGAGGGUGACUUUGCUCGCUCUUUCUACUCCCUCAAUGACGUUGUCAUGGUUGUCAAAGCUGCCAAUGCCACUGUCCCCAGUGACGACGCGUCUGAAUCUUAG
Rodentolepis nana is the source of this 903-nucleotide messenger RNA. The record is from the annotation of a GenBank genome assembly. Lineage: Eukaryota; Metazoa; Platyhelminthes; Cestoda; Cyclophyllidea; Hymenolepididae.